ACGCUGCCCCACAACCCUCCGGCACGGCCCCUCCGGACCAUUCCCAACUGAACCUCGGGGUGAUCAGACCCUGCCACAACUCCCCCAACACCCCCCUGUUCUCCUCCAGCCCCUGGAAGAACCCCGAGGAGGGAGGACUGAAACAAGGCAGCCUCAUGAGUCUCCAUUCACCCCACACCGUGCCAACCUCGCACCCCUGAGCGCGCAGCCACUGCCCUGGGGUCCACAGCGAUAUGACAUGGGGACAGCACGGUGCAGAUCAUCCUAGCAGACACAGCAGCCCUACAUGCCCAUGCCUCCUUCCAAGACCUCUGAGCCCCAGCCUCCAGCAUGUCCCAGCUCUCCUCCACACUGAAACGGUACGUUGACUCGUCCCGCUAUGCUGAGAACACCUACAGCAAGAUGCCCAGUGGCUACAGCUCCUACACCUCCUACGGCUCCACUUAUGCCUAUGCAGACAGAGACAAAAUCGGCUUCAAAUCCAGCUACCUGCCCUCCCCUCGGUACCACCACAGCAGACUGUCCCCAACCAGCUGCUAUGACAGCGGCCGCCUGCCCCUCUACCCCGACUCCAGCAUCCGCCUGAGCCCCACUUAUAUCCGCACACAGCCGGGCAGGGGGCUGAGCGGGGGCUCAUGCUACACCUUCACUGGGACCCCCGGCAGCCCCUCUGGCUACGUGUCCAACUCCACACUUCUCAGCCGUCGCAGAGCCAUAAGCCAGUCGGACCUGGCCCAGGAGUUUGCAGGGCUGCACACUUCAGAUAGCGCCUACCCAUCCAGCCCCAGUUCCUCCUUGUACCAGGCUGCCAUGCGCUCCGACUACGUCCAUGACUACCUGGAGAAGAACAGCCACUGCAGCCUGACCUCCAGCCCCUCCGACAGCCAGCUCUGUGAAAGGGAUGAUGCUUAUGGCUCCGACCUCACGAGCUCCAAGGCGGUGCAGGGACUGACUGGGCUGCGGAACCUCGGCAAUACGUGCUUCAUGAACUCCAUCCUGCAGUGCCUGAGCAACACCAAGGAGCUGCGGGAUUACUGCCUGCAGAACCAGUACCUGCGGGACCUCAACAACAACAGCCGCAUGCGCACCGCGCUCAUGUCAGAGUUUGCAAAGCUGAUCCAGCUGCUCUGGACCUCAUCCCCCAAUGACAGCGUGAGCCCUUCCGAGUUCAAGACGCAGAUCCAGAGAUACGCCCCACGUUUUGUUGGAUACAACCAGCAGGAUGCACAAGAGUUCCUGCGCUUCCUCCUGGAUGGGCUGCACAGUGAGGUGAACCGUGUGCUGGUGCGGCCACGAGCCAGUGCUGACACCCUGGACCACCUCCCUGAUGAUGAGAAGAGCCGCCAGAUGUGGCGGAGGUACCAGGAGCGGGAGGACAGCCGUGUUACUGAUCUCUUUGUUGGGCAGCUGAAGAGUUCGCUGACCUGCAGCGAAUGCGGCUACUGCUCCACAGCCUUUGAUCCCUUCUGGGACCUCUCCCUGCCCAUCCCCAAGAAAGGCUACGGGGAAGUCACCCUGAUGGACUGCCUGCGGCUCUUCACCAAAGAAGACGUUCUGGAUGGGGAUGAGAAACCGACGUGUUGUCGCUGUAAAGCCAGGACGCGGUGCACGAAGAAAUUCAGCAUCCAGAAGUUCCCCAAGAUCCUGGUGCUCCACCUGAAACGCUUCUCAGAAUCCAGGAUACGAGCCAGCAAACUCACCACCUUUGUCAACUUCCCACUGAAGGACCUGGACCUGAGGGAGUUCGCCUCGCAGAGCUGCAACCACGCUGUUUACAACCUCUAUGCCAUCUCCAACCACUCGGGCACCACCAUGGGGGGACACUACACUGCCUACUGCAAGAGCCCCAUCUCCAGCGAGUGGCACAGCUUCAAUGAUUCCCGCGUCACCCCGAUGUCCUCCAGCCACGUGCGCAGCAGUGAUGCUUACCUGCUCUUCUACGAGCUGGCCAGCCCAUCCUCACGCAUGUAGCCAGUCCUUGGGCACCCCUUGGAGCUUCCUAGCUGGAUUUGGGCACCCCAAGAACAGCAGAAAGCCCCAUAAUGAGGGCAGAACCCAGGCAGCCCCGGUGCCUCUGGGCCGCUGGCAUUUGCUUUUUACCCUGGGGUAGGUUUUUCUUCAUUCUUUCUGGUGUGUAAUAAAAAUACUGAGCAAGGGGCCUGGGGCUGCCUGCCCCCACCAGGACCUCGGGGACACCCAAAAUUGGGUCCCUUCUGGCAUCUCCAUAUCACUCUGCCAUCCCUGAGGAUCCACGAGCCUCCUCCCAGCUCUUCCAAACCUCCUGGUGAGGAUUGCAGCUCUUUGGUUGCCUCCAUCCCACCUCCAUCUGCUUUCCAAUCAGCCCCGGACUCACAGCCAAGAGGGAGGACAAUGCUUCAUGGAUUUUCUUUCUAUUUAUCAUGGACUUCUCUCAGCCUGGACCAUCCCUCCUGGCUGCCCAGGGACUCACGCCAGGGGGGGGCUGACCCACCUCCUUAUACGACGGUGCCUUAAACCAUUUCGGGGCACGGGAGGCCCUUGGGGUGCACAGGGAUGUCCGUCCUAUGGGGGGUGGGGGGGUGGGCAGCACCUUUCCAGUACUGGGGCUUUCCUCCCCUGUUCACCAGGAGCCCCAUGGGGUGCCCAGAGAUGCUCCCCUCACCCAGCCCCACUGCUCCAUCCUCUAGCUAGCAAACGCCAGUGGCCUUUUUAGCCUUUUCUCUAAUUUAUUCUCCUCCCCAUCCCGCCCUGCCCGAGGUGCAAUGGGGGUUGGGGGUGGGGGGGGGAUAUGCAACUGACCCAGGACAACCCCAGCCCCAGUCCAACCCAGCACCCAUCCUGCUUUGGGCAUGGGCUGAGCCCCCCUGCCCCGAGCACAUCCCCCAGGGGCAUCCCGGCAGGGUUGGGUGGUAGAGGUGGGUCCCGGGCUGGGGUAGUGCUGCAGCUCGGCAGGUGGCUUGUUUACUGUGUAAGCAAGAUGGGCAGGAUGUGUCUCGUACAAGGGAGACUCGUGUAGGAAUAAAUUUUAGCUGGAACAGA
This is a messenger RNA of Coturnix japonica (Japanese quail), 3018 nucleotides long. RefSeq names its product ubiquitin specific peptidase 2 (gene USP2). Gene Ontology annotation, biological process: protein deubiquitination. Gene Ontology annotation, molecular function: cysteine-type deubiquitinase activity. The record is from RefSeq and is a predicted model, not a curated record. Lineage: Eukaryota; Metazoa; Chordata; Aves; Galliformes; Phasianidae.